AUGGCGGAGGCGCAAAGGGAGACUUGUGGAAAGUGGAAUGCAGAUCAUGUGAACAUGAUGAUGGCGGCUGCCACAGCAGAUCAUGAGAUUCACCUUUGGGACCUAGAGACCAUGGAGUUGAAGGUCUCGUUGAAGGGACACAGCGACCAAGUUUGGGAGGUGAAGUUUUCCACCAACGAGACCACCUUAGCUUCAGCCAGCAGCGAUAAAACGCUUCGCCUUUGGGAUACCCAAGAUGGGAGUCCAUUGGGAGUCCUGCGGGGCCACACUGCUGCCAUUAGGUGUUUAAGCUUCUCCUAUGAGGGAUAUCUCAUCUCUGGAGACCAGGAUGCCAACUUGUUUCUAUGGGAAGCCGAGAAUGCGCAGCCCAUCAAACAAUGGCAAGCUCAUGAAGGUUGCGUGCACAGCGUCACAUUCUCUCCGGCGGAUCCGCUUAUGGCGAUUUCCGUCGGAGCAGAAGGAUCCGUGGCAUCGUGGUAUGUGAAGCGGGAAGAAGACGACGUGGUACUGGGCGGUCGUUUUCCAGGUGGUGAUGGGGGUGCAGUCUUAAGCCUCACAGCUCAUCCUGCCUAUCCCGGUGUGGUCGCUGUUGGAUGUGAGGAUGGAGACGUCUGGAUUUGGGGCUUCAAACCAGACUUCCAAGAAGGCAAUGCUGAUGUGGCAGGUCACACCAAGCUCAAGGGACACACCAAAGCUGUGUGGUUUCUGGAGUUCUCUCGUGAUGCUUGUUUGCUGGCCUCGGCAUCUGCUGAUUGCACAGUCCGGGUCUGGAACGCCACCAAUGUUCAGUUGCCUUCCCUUCUGUCUGUGUUUAGAGCACACGACUCGUGGGUGAGACAAGUGCGAUGGUUCACCCAACCGGGAAAAGGUCUCGGCCGCAAACGGCUGUUGGUCACCUGCUCCACGGAUGGCUCGGUCUCCAUCUGGGCACCUCCCGGCCGAUUGCGCAAGAUCAACAAGUUGCAGGCAGCGCCCAACUUCGGCUGCAAAGAUGUUGGUUGCGAGGCAGAAGUGGUUCAACUCCCCUUGGUUGCACAUGAAGAAACUCCGCAACCAGGCUCUAAGCUUCCUCCUGCUCCUCUUGCACUUCCAUCGUCAGAGACACAGCUGCAGCCCAUGCCGGAGGAAACCGCCACGCCACGGGACCCAAGGGACCCACGGGACCCACGGGACCCACGGGACCCACGGGACGCUGUUCCGCCCCAAGCAGCGCCUCCUGCGGCGGCGCCAAUGCCUUCGCAGACGGCCAUGCCGCGGGAACCGGCGCCCACGCCGCCCACGCCGCCCACGCCGCCGACACCGGAGAUGACGGGGACCGCGGGGACUGCGGGGACCGGGAAAACGAAGGGCACUGCAGUUCCAGUGGCACCGCCAUCCGCUGUAAAAGCACCAGAAGGUGCUGCUUUGGGACCCGUGAGGGAAGGAGUUGGUUCUCAACCAAAGCCGGGACCGUCGCCACCAUCUGCUGGAUCAGCCCCCAGAGGUGUGGCGGGGCCAGCACCACCAUCUGCUGGAUCAGCUCCAAGAGGCGUUGCCAUCGGACCAGUCAGUGAAGGUGUUGGUUUCAGGUCGGCUUCGAAGGGUUCCAAAUCGCUCAACUCCACGAUGACGUGA
This is a messenger RNA of Cladocopium goreaui, 1614 nucleotides long. The record is from the annotation of a GenBank genome assembly. Lineage: Eukaryota; Dinophyceae; Suessiales; Symbiodiniaceae.